GGAGCCGAGCUGAGCCGCGCUGCGCGCAGCACCGUCCGCGCAGAGCCGAGCGGGGGCGGCGGGAGCAGCUGCCGGGAUCCUUCAGCUGAAGACGAGCGAUCAGAUCUGGUGGACCCGCGAGCCGCGGAGCCGCGGGGAGCUUACGGGCCCGGUCGCAGACAGAGCUGGCAGCGGGUUCCUGGAGGAAAUAGGGCCGAGCCGGCCAGGAGCAGAAGGGAAGGAAGCGCGGGAUCGCUGAUGUCAGAGCAGCCCGGAAAGUCGUGCCGGAGAAACCUGAAGACACCCGGCUUUAAGCCGCCCCGGAGGGACCGUGCGGGACCCCACGCCCCUUCGCAACCGGGUCCCUGCGCGCAGACGACCGGGACGAAGACGCGAGGACCCAGUCGGGGGCCACCCCAGGAAUACAGGCAAGCGCCCGGCGCGGGCCGAGGAUUUUAAUGACCCUGGGUUCCAUGUGGACCUGGCUGUCCGUGUGACUCCGGUCAGGCAGGACUGGGCACUCGCUGCCCUGGGCAACCGCCAGUCGAGCGGACGAAGCGGGGACGCAGGGACAGACAGACACCGCCGAGCUGGAACCAUGUGAGAGCUGAUCUUGAAAAGUGGAGUGACACACGGAGGACCUGUUCACCAGCCUCACCCCUCUAGGGAUGGAGCAGAGGAGGUUCCCUCUGCGGGCCAUGCAGGCUGACAACCUGUCUGUGGUACUGCUCUCAGUGGCCUGGCUCCUGCUAGCUCGCGGGACCGCAGGUAUGCCUCAGUUCAGCACUUUCCACUCUGAGAAUCGUGACUGGACUUUCAACCAUUUGACUGUACACCGAAGAACAGGGGCCGUGUAUGUAGGGGCCAUCAAUCGUGUCUAUAAGUUGACCGGCAACCUCACCAUCCAGGUGGCUCACAAGACAGGGCCAGAAGAGGACAACAAGGCUUGCUACCCACCCCUUAUUGUACAGCCCUGCAGUGAAGUGCUCACACUCACCAACAAUGUCAACAAACUACUGAUCAUUGACUACUCUGAGAAUCGCCUGCUUGCAUGUGGAAGCCUCUACCAGGGUGUUUGCAAGCUCCUGCGGCUUGACGACCUCUUUAUCCUGGUGGAGCCAUCCCACAAAAAGGAGCACUACCUGUCCAGUGUCAACAAGACAGGCACCAUGUAUGGUGUUAUUGUGCGCUCUGAGGGGGAAGAUGGUAAGCUUUUUAUCGGCACCGCUGUGGAUGGCAAGCAGGAUUACUUCCCUACUCUGUCCAGCCGCAAGCUGCCCCGAGACCCUGAGUCUUCGGCAAUGCUGGACUAUGAGCUCCACAGUGAUUUUGUCUCCUCCCUCAUCAAGAUCCCCUCUGACACCCUAGCCCUGGUCUCCCACUUUGACAUCUUCUACAUCUAUGGCUUUGCCAGUGGGGGGUUUGUCUACUUUCUCACUGUCCAGCCAGAGACCCCUGAGGGCAUGGCCAUCAAUUCAGCUGGGGACCUCUUCUAUACCUCAAGGAUCGUGCGUCUCUGCAAGGAUGACCCCAAGUUCCACUCCUAUGUGUCCCUGCCCUUUGGCUGCACCCGCGCUGGGGUGGAAUACCGCCUUCUGCAGGCAGCUUACCUCGCAAAGCCAGGGGAAGCUCUAGCUCAGGCCUUCAACAUCAGCAGUGACGAAGACGUGCUGUUUGCCAUCUUCUCCAAGGGGCAGAAGCAGUACCACCACCCCCCUGAUGACUCUGCCCUCUGUGCCUUCCCCAUCCGGGCCAUCAACUUGCAAAUUAAGGAGCGGUUGCAGUCCUGCUACCAAGGAGAGGGCAACUUGGAGCUCAACUGGCUUCUGGGAAAGGAUGUGCAGUGCACCAAGGCGCCAGUCCCCAUUGAUGAUAACUUCUGUGGUCUGGACAUCAACCAGCCUCUGGGAGGCUCCACGCCUGUGGAGGGACUGACCCUGUACACCACCAGCAGGGACCGCCUGACCUCUGUGGCCUCCUAUGUUUACAAUGGCUACAGUGUGGUUUUCGUGGGAACUAAGAGUGGCAAGCUAAAGAAGAUAAGAGCUGAUGGUCCCCCCCAUGGUGGGGUCCAGUAUGAGAUGGUCUCUGUGUUCAAAGAUGGGAGCCCCAUCCUCCGGGACAUGGCCUUCUCCAUCAAUCAGCUGUACCUGUAUGUCAUGUCUGAGAGACAGGUCACCAGGGUCCCUGUUGAAUCAUGUGAACAGUAUACAACUUGUGGAGAGUGUCUAAGCUCAGGGGAUCCUCAUUGUGGCUGGUGCGCCCUGCACAACAUGUGCUCCCGGAGGGACAAAUGCCAACGGGCGUGGGAAGCAAAUCGAUUUGCCGCCAGUAUCAGCCAGUGCAUGAGCCUUGAGGUGCACCCCAACAGUAUCUCUGUGUCAGAUCACAGCCGGCUGCUCAGCCUGGUUGUGAAUGAUGCCCCCAACCUCUCGGAGGGUAUCGCCUGUGCCUUUGGGAACCUGACUGAGGUGGAGGGGCAGGUGUCUGGGAGCCAAGUCAUCUGCAUCUCACCUGGACCCAAGGAUGUCCCUGUCAUCCCUCUGGAUCAAGACUGGUUUGGCCUAGAGUUGCAACUGAGAUCCAAAGAGACAGGAAAGAUCUUUGUCAGCACCGAAUUCAAGUUCUAUAACUGCAGUGCCCACCAACUGUGCCUGUCCUGUGUUAACAGCGCCUUCCGCUGCCAUUGGUGCAAGUACCGUAACCUCUGCACACAUGACCCCACCACAUGUUCCUUCCAGGAGGGCAGGAUCAAUGUUUCAGAGGACUGUCCCCAGCUCGUGCCCACGGAGGAGAUUCUGAUCCCAGUUGGAGAAGUGAAACCAAUCACCCUUAAGGCUCGAAACCUGCCCCAACCCCAGUCUGGCCAGCGAGGCUACGAAUGUGUCCUGAGCAUUCAAGGGGCUGUCCACCGGGUCCCUGCCCUGCGUUUCAACAGUUCCAGCGUGCAGUGCCAAAACAGCUCGUACCAGUAUGAUGGGACGGACAUCAGCAACCUAGCAGUGGACUUUGCUGUCGUAUGGAAUGGCAACUUCAUUAUUGACAACCCUCAGGACCUGAAAGUUCAUCUCUACAAGUGUGCAGCCCAGCGGGAAAGCUGUGGUCUCUGCCUCAAGGCUGACCACAAGUUCGAGUGUGGCUGGUGCAGUGGUGAGCGCAGAUGUACCCUCCACCAACACUGCCCCAGCACUUCUAGCCCCUGGCUUGACUGGUCCAGCCACAAUGUCAAGUGCUCCAACCCCCAAAUCACAGAGAUUUUGACAGUAUCAGGACCACCUGAAGGGGGGACUCGUGUGACCAUCCAUGGCGUGAACCUGGGCUUGGACUUCUCCGAGAUCGCUCACCAUGUCCAGGUGGCUGGAGUGCCCUGCACACCCAUCCCAGGGGAAUACAUCAUCGCUGAGCAGAUCGUCUGUGAGAUGGGCCAUGCCCUUAUAGGUACCACAUCUGGGCCUGUGCGUCUGUGCAUUGGGGAAUGCAAGCCAGAGUUCAUGACCAAGUCCCACCAGCAGUAUACUUUUGUGAAUCCUUCUGUGCUGUCACUCAGCCCGAUCCGGGGACCAGAGUCAGGAGGUACCAUGGUGACCAUCACAGGCCAUUACCUUGGUGCUGGGAGCAGCGUGGCAGUGUACCUGGGCAAUCAGACCUGCGAAUUCUAUGGGAGGUCAAUGAAUGAGAUUGUAUGUGUUUCACCCCCAUCCUCCAAUGGACUAGGACCAGUCCCUGUCUCCGUGAGUGUCGACAGAGCCCGGGUAGAUAGCAGUCUGCAGUUCGAGUAUAUAGAUGACCCACGAGUCCAACGUAUCGAGCCAGAGUGGAGCAUCACUAGCGGGCACACACCCCUAACCAUCACAGGCUUCAACUUGGAUGUCAUUCAGGAGCCAAGGGUCCGAGUCAAGUUCAAUGGCAAAGAAUCUGUCAAUGUAUGCACAGUGGUAAACACCACCACCCUCACCUGUCUGGCACCCUCUCUGACCAGUGACUACCGUCCAGGUCUGGACACUGUGGAACGGCCAGAUGAGUUUGGAUUUCUCUUUAACAAUGUCCAAUCCUUACUCAUCUACAAUGACACCAAGUUCAUCUACUACCCCAACCCAACGUUUGAACUGCUCAGCCCCACGGGAAUCUUGGAUCAGAAGCCAGGUUCACCCAUCAUCCUGAAGGGCAAAAAUCUCUGUCCUCCUGCCUCUGGAGGGGCCAAACUCAACUACACAGUAAUGAUUGGAGAGACACCUUGCACAGUCACUGUGUCUGAGACACAGCUGCUCUGUGAACCUCCCAACCUCACAGGGCAGCACAAGGUCAUGGUUCACGUGGGCGGGAUGGUGUUCUCGCCUGGCUCCGUGAGCGUCAUCUCCGACAGCCUGUUGACCCUGCCAGCCAUCAUCAGCAUCGCAGCUGGUGGAAGCCUCCUUCUUAUCAUCGUCAUCAUUGUCCUCAUCGCUUACAAACGCAAGUCUCGGGAAAAUGACCUCACACUCAAGCGGCUCCAAAUGCAGAUGGACAACCUGGAGUCCAGGGUGGCGCUGGAGUGCAAGGAAGCUUUUGCGGAGCUUCAGACAGACAUCAACGAGCUAACCAGUGACUUGGAUCGAUCAGGAAUCCCUUACCUGGACUACCGUACCUAUGCCAUGAGAGUCUUGUUCCCAGGCAUUGAGGACCACCCUGUUCUGCGGGAGCUGGAGGUACAGGGAAAUGGACAGCAGCACGUGGAGAAAGCCCUGAAGCUCUUCGCCCAGCUUAUCAACAACAAGGUGUUCUUGCUGACCUUCAUCCGCACCCUGGAGCUACAGCGCAGCUUCUCCAUGCGGGACCGUGGGAAUGUGGCCUCUCUCAUCAUGACAGGCCUUCAGGGUCGCCUGGAAUAUGCCACUGAUGUCCUCAAGCAGCUGCUCUCUGACCUCAUUGACAAGAACCUGGAAAACAAGAAUCACCCCAAGCUUCUUCUCCGAAGGACUGAGUCUGUGGCGGAGAAGAUGCUGACCAAUUGGUUUGCUUUCCUUUUACACAAGUUCCUGAAGGAGUGUGCUGGGGAACCACUCUUCAUGCUAUACUGUGCAAUCAAGCAGCAGAUGGAGAAAGGCCCCAUUGAUGCUAUCACUGGUGAGGCCCGAUACUCCCUGAGUGAAGACAAACUCAUCCGGCAGCAGAUCGAGUACAAGACUCUGAUCCUGAACUGCGUCAACCCCGACAAUGAGAAUAGCCCAGAGAUCCCAGUGAAGGUACUAAACUGUGACACCAUCACUCAAGUCAAGGAGAAGAUCCUGGAUGCUGUAUAUAAGAAUGUUCCCUACUCCCAGCGCCCAAGGGCUGUGGACAUGGACCUAGAGUGGCGUCAAGGCCGGAUUGCCAGAGUGGUGUUGCAGGAUGAAGACAUUACCACCAAGAUAGAGGGUGACUGGAAGCGGCUGAACACACUGAUGCAUUACCAGGUGUCAGACAGAUCCGUGGUGGCUUUGGUACCUAAGCAGACCUCCUCCUACAACAUCCCUGCCUCUGCCAGCAUCUCUCGGACAUCCAUUAGCCGAUACGACUCUUCCUUCAGGUACACAGGCAGCCCAGACAGCCUCCGGUCCCGGGUCCCCAUGAUCACCCCAGACCUAGAGAGUGGUGUCAAGGUCUGGCAUCUGGUGAAGAACCAUGACCAUGGUGACCAGAAGGAGGGUGACCGGGGCAGCAAAAUGGUGUCUGAGAUCUACUUGACCCGGCUUCUAGCCACCAAGGGCACCCUGCAGAAAUUUGUGGACGACUUGUUUGAGACCUUGUUCAGCACUGUGCACCGGGGUAGUGCUCUCCCUCUAGCCAUCAAGUACAUGUUUGAUUUUCUGGAUGAACAGGCAGACAGACACAGUAUCCAUGACACAGAUGUGCGGCACACCUGGAAAAGCAACUGCCUUCCACUCCGUUUCUGGGUGAAUGUCAUCAAGAACCCUCAAUUUGUAUUUGAUAUCCACAAAGGCAGCAUCACAGAUGCGUGCCUCUCUGUGGUAGCCCAGACCUUCAUGGACUCCUGCUCCACAUCAGAGCAUCGACUGGGCAAGGACUCACCUUCCAAUAAGUUGCUCUAUGCCAAGGAUAUCCCCAGUUACAAGAACUGGGUAGAAAGAUACUAUGCAGAUAUUGCAAAGCUUCCAGCCAUUAGUGACCAAGAUAUGAACGCCUACCUCGCGGAGCAGUCUCGUCUGCAUGCCACAGAGUUCAAUAUGCUGAGUGCCCUCAAUGAGAUCUACUCCUAUGUCAGCAAGUACAGUGAGGAGCUCAUCGGGGCACUAGAGCAGGAUGAACAGGCCCGACGGCAACGACUAGCCUACAAGGUGGAACAUCUCAUCAAUGCCAUGUCCAUAGAGAGCUGAGAGGAAGACAUCCUGUUCCUGGAAGAGAGACUCAUACAAGCUAUCACACUGGCAUCCCAAAAGGGAAGAUGGGAUGAGUGAAGGGUAUCAGGCCCCAGAGCUGGCUGUCCUCUAAAACCUCAGCGAGGGAAGAAGGAAGGGCUCCUCUGUCAAUGGCAGCCAUGUUUCAUCACAGCCGGUUCCUUCCAGAAGGACAGUGAACACCACCCAUCACAGUGUGAGCUCAGGACACUACGGGCAAGGAGAAGGUGGCCCUUUAAGCUGAGAGGCUUGAGACAAAUGGUUCUGCCUCUGUGACUGCUGCUUUGCAUGAAAACUCAUUUGAUGUAUAUUGGGAAAUAAUGAGAACUUUAUUUAAUUUUUUAAGAAAAAGGGAAAAAAAACAGAAAUAAAACAAAACAUAAAUCCUCCCUGUCCAUCCCGUCCAACUUUUGUUUAAUUUGAUUUCUGUUUCCCUUCUCAGUAAUAUUUCUCCCUCCUUCUGUAACAUCUUUCUCAAUGUCAGAAAAAUGCCUGAGAGAUGCUGAGUAGAACAGGAAUGGAAGAGCUCCCCUCUCCCUUGAACGGAAAGAAGAAGGAGAGGCAGGAAGGAGCAGAAGUUCAUACUAAACAUUUGGCAAAUAAGCCAGGAAGAACUGAAUCCCACCAUAGCCAGACGCACCUGAGAACGGCAGGCCUUUGUGGGAAUUGUGGAAGCUGAGCAGAUCCACCUGCUAAUAGGAAACUGCCUUCCAUGCUGUGGCCCUGUGUAUCCUCAUCUCCCAAGAGGAGGAAGUACCCAACAAGGACCUGUGGGAACACGUUUUCUGUUUCACUUAAUCCCAAGCCUCACCAAAUGAGGAGUUGGUCUUUGGUACUUUUCCUUUUGGUUUCCCUAGAAUUGAUAUCAGAAAGGGAAGAGGUGAGGCUUUCACAGAGCAGCCAUCUCCUCCCUAAGGACUCUGAACAGAGCCCCACAAGCCAGGCACCUGGGGACUAUACAGACCAGGCCUCCUAGGUCUGAGCUGAAUGAGGAACAUGGGUGUUUGACUUUGGAUUCUACUCAACCAUCCACUAGUUUACGGCAAUUAAAAAGAAAACAAUCUCAAACACUGUUUACAGUAAGCAAUACUUGAAGAGUAUAGGUUUAAAAAGCAGCAGUAUUUAUUAUUCUAUUUUCUUUUCUCUUGUGCCUGGAGAGGGGAGGCCAGCCUUCUCUCAUAUCCAGAAGCCCCUGACCAUCUGGGCAUAGUGCAUUUGCCUCAGUAGAAAUGACUGUGGUAUCCCAUCAUCUCUGUCUAUCAUAGAACUGUGGAUGUGAAAGUGUAUUACUUCUGAGAAGGCACCUGUCCUUCCCUCUGUCUCCUGAUACCUAAUGCCAUAGAUGGCCAGCCUUCCUGAGUAUAGCUUCCAAGUAGAGGCCAAGGCUCCAUCCUUGGGCCCAGAGGCAAGCUCUGAUAGCAGGACAAGAAAUUCAACUGGUAAACCCUCAGGGAAGUUGGUCCUUCUGCCUUGGCAUGGCGCCUUAGCAGCCAACUCUGAACAGCUUUGCAAUUAGCAUCUGUCUCAAGAUAGGAUGACAAGAGGAAGAUGAAGGGAGGGCAUAAGAGAACAGUAAGCAUAUGUCCCCUAAGAAGGCAUGAGCCUUCUACUUUUUAAGGGGUCAGAAAUGCCAGGCUAUAGCGCUGGGAAAUGGGGCUCACUAUCCCAACAGAGACUGGCCCUGGGUGAUUUCCUUCACAAUUAACUCAGGCCUCAGCUAUUUCUCCAGUUAAUUCCAGUUUCUGAGACUGCUGACCAGAUAUGACUGCCUGCACAAGGCAAAGAAGAAAACCAAGAAGGUGGCUUUCAUGCAAUGUAUGUGUCGUCAGAUGGCUGUCUCAUAACACAGCUGAUGCUGUCUGGGUUGUUCAGCUUGUUUCUUGUCUGAAUGCAAUUGACAAGUGGAGAAAGAAAAGCAUUCAGCAAAAUACUCAGGAAACUUGCUGAUUUUAUGAUGAUUCACAACCAGCCAUGCCAAGGCCACUUUUCUUCUGAUAAUCUACUCAUGCUAAAGUUUUUUUGGGGCCAUAUUAAUAGCCUAGAAAAAAAAAAAAAAAAAAAAAAAACCUAAUGACUGGCCUUCCACAUCAAGCCAAAGUGUUUGCUCCCCAUAUCAUCCAAAGCUUAUCAUCUUAAGAGCCUGUAAUUUAUGAAAAUGAAAGAAGUGAUGUAGUCAAAACAAGAGUAGGAACAGAAGACAGGAUAAACUCUGGCCCACCUUUUUUUCCAUCACAGCACUGUUAAAGACUUUCUGAGCAGCUGCCACUGCUCAGGCUCAUGUCCAGAGUGCCAUUCCAUCAAGACGUAAAAAAAGAUGCUUGACAUCUCUUUCAAUAGCACCUUACCCACAGCCUUCUCAGUGCGCCUACCUGGUAUAUCCCAGCAGCCACUAAUGGUACCCGCUCACUGCUUCUGGCAUGCUUCACUGAAGAUGGUUGGAGAGUAUGGAGAGAAUGAUGGGGGGGGGGGGAGAACAAAUCAAAGAAUGCAGAUGAAGGGAGCAGGGCCAACCAUGAAAGGUGGUCUAGCCACUUUGCUAAGGAUUCCAUGAGUUGGACCACUUGGGCUGAAAAAGAAGAGUGGUCAAGGGGCACAGUUAAAGAAGAACUAAGAAGGAAAAUUCAGCUAGAGACAGGCCAUGCCAUGCCAGGAGCGUGAGUUAUUGCAGAGUCUUGCUCUCAUUUUAGCUUCUACUUUUCAUCCCAGCAGCUCUUUGCUUUGGCUUUCUAGUCACUGGUGGUCUACUCCCUAGGGGAUGGAGAGGAGAGAAAGUUAAUUAGUCACUCUUCUUGCUGCUAUCCAACUGAAGGGUAUUUUGGCCUUUUGUUUAAAAAAAAAAUUGUUAAAGCUACCACCCUUCCCCACAAAAGCCAUCUGUCUUUGGGGAGGCCUGAAGUCUCUCUUAAAGCUACCUAGCUUUACUUUAUCUCAUUGAUCUACACAAAAGCCAAUUCUCUAGGAAAGGAAUAGGACUGCAGAGGGUUUGGCAAGACUGAGUUCUAGAGGACUGUAUUAAGACUUGUCUCUCAACUGGAUUUGACAACACCUCCUGCCUUCUGUGUGGGUCAGGCACUUACGUGUCUGAUGUUCUACCUCUUUCUGUGGUUUGAACCGCAAAACCACUUCUGAUCCCUCUUUCUUUAUAGAGUGCAGUCAUUCAACUUAUGGGCACACUGAGAUCUUACAGAAGGAGGGAACUGUGUCCUUCAUUCAUUCAUUCAUUUGGAGAGCAUUCCUAAGUAGUAAUUGUUUGCCAAGUUCUUAGAGGUUCUGCAGAGCAGGGUAAAUAAGACCACAAAGGACCUUCUUUCAGCAAAUGCAGAUUCUCCAAGCUGCUAGACCUGCCACCAAUACAGCAGGAUGGUUCUUCCCACCAUCCCCAGCAGAAAGCACUAGGUGCAUAAAAAAUGGGGUGUCAUUAAGGAAGAAGCCCCCUCCCCGUUGCUACUGUCUCUUUAGUCAGCACAACCUUGCUGCUUAUGUUCCUGACUUUCCUUCAGUUUCACCAGGAUGAAAAUAGAAAUCAGCAGUUAAGGCCCCUGGACCUGCUGCACAUGAGAUAAAAGCAGUGUUGUCCGCUAGCCGUGGUCUAAUACAACAAGCAGAGACUGCUGGAAGCCUCUAGCUACCCAGUUCGCAGAUACUACACAACUGACAAAUCUGUAAUCUCACCUGCUGCCUGGCAAUACUAAGCUGGCAGUUACUCUAAAGGGGCCCUUUCCAACCACUCACAGCUAACAGCCCUGCAUCCUUGACACAGACAGUUAGGAAUUGAGACACAGGGGACUGGGGGGAAGGGGGAAGGAAAUGCAAAGUGGCUUCAGGGACCUAGGGCAUGGGGCAGAUCUUAUGGUGGGAGGGAGGCUGGAAGAAGGUGGUCAGGUCCUCCUGAUGCCUUGUCUUAGGAAUGUGCUUGGAGAACAGUGGCACCAUUUUUCAUACUCCACGUCUCUUUUCCUUCUCUCUCUCUUUUCUACUCAUUCCCUAGAGUGAAGAUUUAGUAUCUAAGGCCCAGUGACACUUACAACGAAGAGUAAAGUUUCUCUUGGUACUUUCUAGCUAGUCUAGGGAAUGUUCCAAGAGAUAAUCAAGGCCAGUGCCUGUCAGACAGGCCUCAACACAACAAACAAACAGACCCACAACUCACUCUCCUCUCCCAUACCAUCUCCCCAGACUGAGAUGCCUCCUCCCUCCCUCCGUGCUGUCUAUACCCUAGGGACUCAGUGAAGGAAGUAAGAAACUUCUUUGAGACUCAGUUAAGGGCAUCAUUUUGACACUCUUGAUCUCCAUUUUGACAUCCAAGCAUAAGGAAGUGUGGUCCCCAGCAAACAGGACCAAAGUUCCUGAAUGUAUGGGAGAGAAAGGGACAAGCUCUUUAUACAGGCACUUGAAGGCCUUGAGCCAAGCUGCCUCUCCUCAUCCUCUCCUAUUCAGACCUUUCCCCAUGACACACUGGAGUCUGUAUUAUAUCUAUUUUUAAGAAAGUACAAUGCUGGUUGUCUGGUUUUGUUGUUUUUACAGGUGUUAUGAAAUAAUAAGAAAAUGAAGUAUUUAAAAUGUUCCAAUAAAGCGGGGUUUUGUUAUCUAAUAUAUUAUCAUGUACCUAUUGUAAAUAUGAAACUCCUAUUUUGCAAGCCAAGGACACAAUUUGUACUGUUGUUAUAUAUAAAUAAAGAUUACUGGAUAAAAAAAAAAUCU
Messenger RNA from Arvicanthis niloticus (Nile rat), 11051 nucleotides. RefSeq names its product plexin A2 (gene Plxna2). NCBI's taxonomy places the organism in Eukaryota, Metazoa, Chordata, Mammalia, Rodentia, Muridae. Gene Ontology annotation, cellular component: semaphorin receptor complex; plasma membrane. Gene Ontology annotation, molecular function: protein binding; semaphorin receptor activity. The record is from RefSeq and is a predicted model, not a curated record. Gene Ontology annotation, biological process: semaphorin-plexin signaling pathway; regulation of cell migration.